UCUCAAUUACGUUCAUUAUCGCUGUAUGCUUUCAGAUGUUAUCUUUGGUAUUAGUGUCAAGUAUAAUACAAGUGUUUUCCAUUUGGAGCAAGUUGCCGCGAUUUGCUAUGCAGCGUUCCUAGGAAGCAGCGCAUUAAACGCGGUCAAUCUCACAUCGGCGCGCAACACGUUCUAGGAUCUAUAUCUUCUCCUUACCCCGUUCCACCAACCUCUCACCGGACACUUUUCACUUUUUCUCUCCUCCUACCGUUCUCGAUUCUUCCUCUCGCGCUCUCCCUCGGACCGCAGGGGAGACCGUUAAGCUUCCAUCGUCAUGUUCUUCGUCUCGGCCGAGAGAACUCGUACGUGCAGCCUACCGCGCGUCCUUCCGUGGGGACCGGAUGCGGAGGGGGUCACACUGCAGAGUCCUGCCGAACGCGGUAUGCACGAGCGAGUAACUUCCACAAGAUGGAAAACGGCGAAGGGAGAUUGGCUGAUUGGAAAGAGGAGGGUAUAAUAAUAGCGAAGGAGGAACGAAAAUGCAUCUACGUUCAGUGGCGUAGAUUGACUAAACUAAUUCAGUGGCGUAGAUUGACCAAAAAGGAACAAAAGGAUCGAAAGGACCUUGGAAUCGCGAGUCGACUUGGAGAUCAUGUAUCGUUAUUCAACAAAAGAACGCAACAUUUAUCAAGGAAUCUGAAAACGAUAUCUUCUCGCCGGACACUGUUUUCGAUAAAAAGUUCUCUCACUUGUAUCAGAAUUUUGCUAACAUUAUAUGUUUGUUAGGUAGAAUUUUCCAUUCAUUUUUAAACACCUCUUGUUACAGGUUUAUUCCGAUUGAAAAGCAGUUGUAAAACGUUCUCGUUUCCGACAAACGUACUUUCUAGUUUUUGAUUCUUUUUAACAUUGCCGCUGAAGAAACUUCCGGUGUUCCGUAAGUUUCCGUGGCUACGCCGUUGCCCACGAUUAUGGAAGCACCGUAGUUUGUGUCUAGGAUUUAUGAAAAAAAAAAAUGCCAUAACGCGCUGUGUACGUCGGGCGAGCACCAGACGCGUGUGUUUCACUUUUCCGCGAGAGUGCAGAGGGGCUCGCUCGAUACGCGUCGGGGGAAAGCGGGCUAUAAAGACAGUGGCAUCUUGGGGGGAAGCAUUCAGUAAAGUCUGGACAUUGACCAGAUCGUGAGACUUGGUCGACAUGAGAAUUUUGUUUCUCACGGUAUUGGUAGCGGGGCUACUGGCCUUGGCCGUGUGCGAGAAGAAAAAGCAAGUUACAAAUAAGAAGAUCGAAAAUGCUGAAGGCGGAGAGAAAAAGCAGGAUAAGCGCGGAUUGAGUCACGUCGAGGCAGACUUUGGAGGACACGACGACGGUGGUGGUUACGGCGACGGUGGCGGUUACGGCGACGGUGGCGGUUACGGCGACGGUGGUGGCUUUGAAAUUGCCCACGGCGGAGAUAUCGGCGGCGGAGAUAUUGGUGGCGGUCACGACAUUGGCGGUAGUUACGGUGGUGGUUAUGAUGGUGGUUACGGCGGUGGCGGUGGCGGUGGCGGUGGAGAUGACGGUGGCAAGAUCAAACAGAUAACGAUCGUAAAAACCGAGAAGGUGCCUUAUCCGGUCGAGAAGAAGGUUCACUAUCCGGUGGAGAAAGAAGUACGGUAUCCAGUUAAAGUGCCGGUACCGCAACCCUAUCCGGUCGAAAAAAAGAUCCCCGUGCCGGUGAAGGUUUUGGUAAAGGUGCCGGUUCACAUACCACAACCAUAUCCGGUUGAGAAGAAGGUGCCCUAUCCCGUUCACGUGCCGGUGGAGAGACCGGUACCCUACAAAGUAUAUAUUCCCCAACCGUAUCCGGUCGAAAAGAAGAUACCGUAUCCAGUGAAGGUCCCGGUGCCGCAGCCCUUCCCAGUAGAGAAGCCCGUGCCGUACACUGUGAAAGUUCCGGUGCAUGUAGCGCAACCCUUCCCCGUGGAGAAGCCGGUACCGUAUCCCGUAAAAGUGCCCGUCGAUCGACCGUACCCAGUACACGUGGCUAAGCCGUACCCAGUCCCAGUUGAGAAACCCGUACCCUAUCCGGUGGAGAAGAAAGUACCAUACCCAGUCAAGGUUCAUGUCGAGCGACCAGUAGGUGUACCAGUGGAGAAGCCAGUGCCCUAUCACGUUAAGGUACCAGUUAAGGUGCCGUAUCCGGUGGAGAAGCCGGUACCCGUGCCGUACGACAAACCGGUGCCCUACGCCGUAAAAGUGCCUGUCGAACGACCUGUGCCGAUUCACGUGACGAAGCCGGUGGCCGUGCAGGUGCCCAAGCCGGUACCGUAUCCCGUAAAAGUGCCGGUGGCGGUACCAGUGCACGAGCACGAGCACGAAUCCGGAUCCUCAGGGGGUGAUUACGGCGGGGGGGAUUACGAGUCUAGCUUCGGGGGACACUAUUAAUAUCAAAAAGUGGGGCAGUGGAGGAUUUUCGGUUCGCAAAAGAAAUUAAGAUAAGACGAAUUAAGUAAUAAUCAAAAGGAAAUUUGUGUUAAUUCGAUUUAACGCGAUUUCAAUCACAAUGUUGUACAUAAAAAUAUUAAAAUGUAUAUAUUUGCGUGAAAAACUAAAAUUAGAUCGUCGUGUUAUUAAUUUGUAGAAAUUAAAUUAGGAAUAUAGAGAGAUUGGAACCUAUAGAGAGAUUGGCAAAUUCUCCACUGCACCGUACGAGAGGACACGUCGGCGCGGCAUCACGGAAUAUCGCGAUACACUUAAAAAUUGUAAUAUUAUUUUUCAAUCGCAUUGCGUCGAGGAGCAAAUCAUAGAGCAAUGUGAAUUUUUAUUUUUUGUAAGGCGGUCAACGGCUGAUCUUUCACACGGGAGCGUUAACGAAGCGUUUUCUCGGCACUCGCGAGUCUCGAAUUUAUGGUUCGAAGUGCGAGUCCGCGAGGAAAACGCGGACGUAUUUAUUUUCCUAACUUAACGUCGUUCUCGCUGCGGGACGCGGCGAGAAAGAUGAGUUAGCGGAACAGCCGUUUUGCGCCGCGAAAGAUGAUUAUGGGUCUCCGAGUCUGCUUAGACAGCGCUAACGAUUUCUUAGAUAUAUAGUAUCAACACUUAAGUACCUACGAGAACACAUGUACUGUGUUUCUAACGACGUUCGGAACAUGUAACGGACGUCUCUGUACGAUGUCUUUCGCUUCUUUUUAAUAAAACCAAAGAGCAAAACGACAGCCUUGGAAUUCAUCCUAGCCUCAUUGCCAUUCUCGAGAAGAGAUCUGAAACUUAUUCAUUUUUUUUUUCAUGUGUCUUGUCCUUCAAUAAAUUUUGCAUACUAAGCAA
Messenger RNA from Solenopsis invicta (red fire ant), 3282 nucleotides. RefSeq names its product proline-rich protein 4. NCBI's taxonomy places the organism in Eukaryota, Metazoa, Arthropoda, Insecta, Hymenoptera, Formicidae. Bases 1174 to 2403 code for a protein of 409 amino acids. The record is from RefSeq and is a predicted model, not a curated record. The transcript has 2 exons.